AUGUCGUCUCUGACCUUCUUGUCGCUAUUCUUCAGCCUUGUAGCUGCGAACUUGGGCUCGUACCAGAAUUUCACCUUUUCCUGCGAAAGCAUCUACUCCUUCGGCGAGGAACACAGAAAUAUCAGCGCUGUCUGCUCCCGGGAUGCUGUCGUCUCACUCCUAGAUCUAAACGACUGUAUUGGCAAUGUCCAAGGCCAGCUCGUGUGCUCCAAUCACAAGUAUCUCAGCACUUGUUGGGACUGCACCUUCACCCAAAGUGCUAUUCACGAGCCCGCAUGGAUGGAGUGCAGCUGUGACACAAACUAUGGCAUAUACUCUCGGGUGGCGAAGAACCUCAACGACUGCGUGGGCAACGACCAUGGCCAAUUGAGAUGCUAG
Molecule: messenger RNA, 378 nt
Organism: Diaporthe batatas
Lineage: Eukaryota; Fungi; Ascomycota; Sordariomycetes; Diaporthales; Diaporthaceae
Exons: 3
Coding region: 1-378 (125 amino acids)
Source: RefSeq, a predicted model, not a curated record